AUGACAGGAAAAUGUAGCUGUAAAAUAGAUUUGAAGGAAGUAAAUGUAGAAAAAAUAAAAAAUAAAAAUAAUGAAAAGGAAAAGGAAGAAAAAGGUAUAAUAAAAUGUUAUAAAUGUGAAAAUAUAGCAAUAAUUAACUCAAGAGUAAAUACAUGUAAAGAAUGCUUUAUAAACCUAGUUUCAAAAAAUUUUAGAGGAAAUUUGAGAACAAAAUGCUUAAAUAAAGUGGAAAAGAGAAGAUUCUUAGCAAUAUUGGCAUCAGGAGAUUAUGUGUCGACAAGUUUAAUACACAUGGUACUGAGUAGAAAUAAUGAUAGACAUUACAAGGAAGAGGUGGAAGAAUAUGAGGAAAAUCAUAGGGGAAAAGGAGUAAAUAUGAGGAAAAUAACAGAUUCAGAUGAUAUUAAGUUGAGAUUAAUAGUAAAUAUAGAAGAAGCAGUGAGCGAAGAGGACUUUAGAAGAGAAUCGAAUGAAUACUUUGAAACAGUGGAAUCAGUAUUCUUGAAGUUUAGCGGAGAAUGUGGACUUGAAAAAGGAAGAGAAAGUACCAGUAUAAUGGAGAGUAAGAUAAGUGAUGUGACAAUAGCUAGCGUAAAAGGGUGUAACUUUUUACACACGAAAAGACAGUGCAAAGAAGACAAUGAUAGUGAAGUAGAAAAGAAGAUGCCCAAUAGAUGUAACGAAGAAUGUGCUGAGUUUAUGGAAAGGUGUAAGAAAGUGUACGAAGAAGACAGUGACUUGGGAACACACGUAAGGAGAUUAGUAAAGUUGAUAAAUCUAAAGGCAUAUAUACAGCAGUACGUAAGAAACAAUGGAAUAAAUAGUAGUAAAAUAAACGAUAGUGGAAUGGCUAGUGGUGUGAAUGGACCGGAUUCCAGGGAUAAAACAAAUGUUAACAGCAACAUUGAUAUAAAUAGCACGAGUGAUGGAAUUGCAGAGGAAGGAAGUGGCAUAUACCUGUUGAGCGGAGAUACGAUGGAUGACAUAUGCAGGCAAACAGUGUACCUGACGUGUUUGGGCCUGGGAGAACAAGUGAGUUAUAGAAGCGCAUUCGUGGACACGGAGUCACUGGAAGGAGUUAAGAUACUGAGGCCACUGAAGACGUUUUCAGACAAGGAAGUCGCAUUCUACCACAGAAUAAACAAACUGAGUCAGGUAGAAAAAAUGUACACAAGUCCUAAAUCGAGAGCAAGUAUCUUGGGGUGUAUCAACCUAUUCACGGAAGAGAUAAGCACACGAAGCUCGACCGGACUACACAACAUAAUCAAAGUCACAAACAGAUUAAUAAGCACACCCAGGAAACAAAGAUGUACAGUAUGCGAAACACACGAAGAGGAGGAUAGUGGCAAGAACAAUGGAAAUAAAGAAUAUGUGUGUAACGGCUGUAAUUAUUUUAAAGAGGUCCAUAGUGAGUCGUAUGGAUUUUUCAAGAAUAAGUUCAUUGAGGCACGUACACACGAGUCAAAGUGCCAGAACCAAUAA
This is a messenger RNA of Theileria orientalis strain Shintoku, 1482 nucleotides long. RefSeq lists its product as hypothetical. Gene Ontology annotation, biological process: tRNA wobble position uridine thiolation. The transcript has 3 exons. Lineage: Eukaryota; Apicomplexa; Aconoidasida; Piroplasmida; Theileriidae. Gene Ontology annotation, cellular component: cytosol. Bases 1 to 1482 code for a protein of 493 amino acids. The record is from RefSeq and is a predicted model, not a curated record. Gene Ontology annotation, molecular function: tRNA binding; sulfurtransferase activity.